Molecule: messenger RNA, 1123 nt
Organism: Glycine soja
Lineage: Eukaryota; Viridiplantae; Streptophyta; Magnoliopsida; Fabales; Fabaceae
Product: phytanoyl-CoA dioxygenase-like
Exons: 9
Coding region: 89-931 (280 amino acids)
Molecular function (GO): phytanoyl-CoA dioxygenase activity
Source: RefSeq, a predicted model, not a curated record
UAUAUAAUUGGCCAAUGGUACCUAAGUACAACAACAUUAAACAUCGAAUCUCUUUUCAGUUGCGAGGCAAAGCAAAGCACAACACAAAAUGGGGAUACUUAGUCCAGAACCGCUCCAAUUCUUCAACUCUCAAGGUUAUCUUGUGAUUGAAUCUUUCGCAAGUAGCGAUGAGAUUGAGUCCAUGAUGCAGAGGAUGGAGCAGUUGGUGGAUGAGUUUGACCCUUCUUCCACCGCCUCUAUUUUCUCCACCAAGAACCAGCAAAAGUUGACUGAUGAUUACUUUUUCGAUAGCGUGGAGAGGAUUUCUUUCUUCUUUGAGGAGAAGGCAUUUGGUGAUGAUGGUAAAUUAAAGCAGCCGAAGCAAUUGUCCCUUAAUAAAGUUGGUCACGCUCUUCAUGAGAUUGAGCCGGCAUUCAAAAAGUUUUCUUCUUCUGAGAAAGUUUCCAGUUUGAUGCACUCCUUAGGUUACAAGAGACCUGUAGUCAUGCAGUCAAUGUAUAUAUUUAAGCAACCAGGCAUUGGGGGUGAAGUAGUGCCACACCAGGAUAACUCGUUUCUUUAUACUGAACCACAAACGUGCACCGGGCUGUGGCUGGCCCUAGAAGAUGCAAACAUAUUAAAUGGUUGCCUUUGGGCAAUUCCUGGAUCUCACAAAAAUGGGCUAGUUAGAAGGUUCUUAAGAGAUAAAGAUGGUGUCAAAUUCGAUCGACCAUCACCAUCUUAUGAUCAAAAGGAUUUUGUUCCUAUUGAAGUAAAAGCUGGGUCAUUGGUUGUCAUCCAUGGGGAUCUUAUACACCAAAGCUUUGAAAACCAGUCUCAAAAAUCAAGACAUGCCUACAGCUUGCAUGUGGUGGAUACAGUUGGCUGCAAAUGGGCACCAGAAAAUUGGAUCAGACGAAAAGUGGAGCCAGAACCACUCUUUGUAAGCUGACCAUCAACCACUUCUUUUUUUUAAUCUGGAAUUUGCAAAUUGAGAAAAACGAUGUAAUGAUGUUUAAUUUGCAAGCUUAAACCGUUGUAAUAAUGUUAAACCAGUUUAUGUACUUGCCACUGCACACUAGAUUCCACCUCUUUGUCUUUGAGAUAUGAAUAAAAAUCAGAAUUUGAUAGUUUUUAUUAUUUA